This is a messenger RNA of Folsomia candida, 1965 nucleotides long. RefSeq names its product mucin-5AC. Lineage: Eukaryota; Metazoa; Arthropoda; Collembola; Entomobryomorpha; Isotomidae. The transcript is spliced from 2 exons. Bases 52 to 1677 code for a protein of 541 amino acids. The record is from RefSeq and is a predicted model, not a curated record.
AUCGACUCGGAGAAGGUAGAACUAGUAGAAAAUAAUUCAGAAAGCAUCAUCAUGAUAACGAAGGCACUUAUUAUGCUUGUUGUGUUAACUAUUGUUAACGCAGACCAUAUCUUGCAAAGUCCUCUGGUCACAAAUUUCGGGCACUGGGGUGAAUUUGAGAAUUGUACGGAUGGUCUGCUGGUGACUGGGUUUCAGCUAAAGGUGGAAGCACAUCGACGCAGACCUGACAAUACUGCUGUGAAUGCUAUAAAAAUGUUUUGUGGCAACAUAAUUUUCAAGUCGGUGCAGGAUAUUUCUAGCUUCAGAGGACCGUUUGGAAGAUAUCAGAAGCCACAAUACUGCACCACGUACGCUGAAGGUUUCCAGUUAAUGUCGCAAACCUACCAGGGGCGCAACAAGGAUGACGUGGCCGCAGUCAACUUUAAGCUGCUGUGUGCCGACGGGCAAGAGCUCGAAGGCUUCAGAGAGCCCAGUGGUCACGUGUAUCGCUCCAGUGCUUACACCCAAGCUCAAAUGUGCGAACCUGGUCAAGGUAUUUGUGGAAUUCAGACCCAGGUCGAGUAUCAUCAAGGAUUCGGAGAUGACACGGCUUUAAAUAAUGUACGAGUGAAAUGCUGUAAUGUGCCGGUUGGAGUUGUACCCAUCGGAACGCCAACUUCUCAACCAUCACAGGAUUCCACCCACAUUGUAGGUGAAGAUUUAGCCGAAACUGACAACGAAACAGUUGAGGACACCACUGAUGCAAUAACCGAUGUCACUAAUUCAACCGAUAUUGAAAUUGAUGUCGUGACCACCGAAUUAGUCUCAGAAUUGACUACGGGUUCUACAACUGGGGUCACUGAAGUUAAUGAGUUGGCUACAAGCGAUAGCACCGAAUUAGACACACUUUUCACAACCGAAUUAAUUCCUGAAAGUACUUCUGAAUUUGCCACAGACGGUGUAACCGAGGUGGUAACAGAAGCUGUUACCGAAUUUGCCACAGACGCUGUAACCGAGGUGGUCACAGACGCUGUUACCGAAUUUGCCACAGACGCUGUAACCGAGGUGGUAACAGAAGCUGUUACCGAAUUUGCCACAGACGCUGUAACCGAGGUGGUCACAGACGCUGUUACCGAAUUUGCCACAGACGCUGUAACCGAGGUGGUCACAGACGCUGUUACCGAAUUUGCUACAGACGCUGUAACCGAGGUGGUCACAGAAGCUGUUACCGAAUUUGCCACAGACGCUGUAACCGAGGUGGUCACAGACGCUGUUACCGAAUUUGCCACAGACGCUGUAACCGAGGUGGUCACAGAAGCUGUUACCGAAUUUGCCACAGACGCUGUAACCGAGGUGGUCACAGAAGCUGUUACCGAAUUUGCCACAGACGCUGUAACCGAGGUGGUCACAGACGCUGUUACCGAAUUUGCCACAGACGCUGUAACCGAGGUGGUCACAGACGCUGUUACCGAAUUUGCUACAGACGCUGUAACCGAGGUGGUCACAGAAGCUGUUACCGAAUUUGCCACAGACGCUGUAACCGAGGUGGUCACAGACGCUGUUACCGAAUUUGCCACAGACGCUGUAACCGAGGUGGUCACAGAAGCUGUUACCGAAUUUGCCACAGACGCUGUAACCGAGGUGGUCACAGACGCUGUUAAUGAAGUUGUCACUGUACCUGAGGAGAAAACAAAAUAAGUUAUAGAAUUUAGUCACGACCCCAUUUAAUAAUGUGAUACAUUUCGCUUCCAGUAUAUAUUCUUUAAAAAAUGAAUUUGUUACAUUAACUGUAUAACAUCAUAUUCUAUAUGCCAAUCUUUUCUAUUUACUUUCACUCUCAUUUUCUGAAUAUUAUAACUGUCCUUCCUUGUACUAGUUGUACUGCAUGUUAUACAUAAUAGUAAAUAUACUAUGUUUACUAUUAUCUACUAAGUGGACUCGGCAGGCAUCACUAAUCAGACUGAAAUAAAAUAACUAGCGUCUUCA